Molecule: messenger RNA, 4704 nt
Organism: Corchorus capsularis
Lineage: Eukaryota; Viridiplantae; Streptophyta; Magnoliopsida; Malvales; Malvaceae
Source: the annotation of a GenBank genome assembly
AUGGCUGGCACUUUGUCAAAUCUUUGCUCAAAACUAUCUCUGCAGGAAGGGGAUGAGAACACGGUGGUGAUUGCGGAGGAUUUGCUUACUGAGGCGGGAGGUGAGUUACCUUGGUUUGGGCUUUUUGGUAGGCUAUACUCAAAAAAACAGCCUAACCUGGAAGGCCUUCGAAAUACCUUUUUCCAGGCUUGGAAAUUGGAGAAUACUUUGACUGUUUUGGAGGUGGGAGAACGUGUUUUCCUCUUCCAAUUUGAAGAUGAGCUGGAGCGUGAUCGGGUGUUGGUAAAUCAGCCCUGGUGCUUCAACAGAGCCUUGAUGGUGUUUUGUGAAUAUGAUCCUGAUCUGGCACCGGAGACACUGUCUUUUGAUCUCUGUCCUUUUUGGGUGCGUCGCUAUUUUCGUAUCCGGGUAGAGAUCAAUGUCUUAACUCCUUUAAAGGAUACUAUGAAGGUUUCCACCCCUAAUGGUCAGAUCGAAGUAGAGAUUCGGUAUGAGAAAACUCCUUCUUUUUGCAGGGUCUGUGGGGUGCUUACUCACUUGGAUAAUGACUGUCCUGUGGCAGUGACGAUGCUGAAGACGAUAGGGCGUGUUGAAAAAAGAUUUGAAGGCAAGCUGCAAGCUGAGUCUCCAAUCACAAAAUCGGAUAAACUUGGCCGACCGGAGAUUUGUUUCAGCUUGGCUAAUGGGGUUUCUUUUUCUAAUGUGGGGGCUGGAGAUUCGAUGGUGGGUCGGCGGGGAUUCCGCAAACAUGGGGAUAGCAUGCUACAUCGGAGUCGUGCGGUGGCGCGUGAUAUUAACAAUGUUGAAGUCUUGUGUGAAAUUGUAUCUAAAUUUCACGGGAAGGGCAAAUCGCAGAAUCAGGACAAGUUGGAUGCUGAUGAGGUAACUUCUCGCCGCAAGGAAAGGGAGAACGUGGCUUUUGCUGAUCCUGUUAUCCCGGGCGGUUCACGAAUCAACACAAAAGGGGUGGUUAUUAAUGAACCAACCGCAAGAAACAGUAAUCAUCAAAACGUGGCCAAGGCGCUGAAGCAAAAGCAAAUUGUGGAAGACUCAGAGGAGUCAACAGAUUCAUGGUCGAUGGCAGACCCGGGUGUUGGGCUGGGGUCUAGGAGGCGGAUUGUUUUGGGCCGACACAUUCCAGGAGUGGGCCUUUCUGUUUUGGGACAUAACCCGAUUCCUAAUGGCAAUAAGAUGGGUAAUACAAGUAAUUUUGUUCCAUCUCAACCUGCAGAAUCUUUUAUUCCACUUGAAGAGCCAUAUACUCCGACGACACCUUUUGUUUUUGGGGCUCAAGCUAAUGUUCAGCCGAGAAAAUUAAGAAAAUGGAAGAAAACGGCACGUGUUUCCCAGAAAUAUUCUUUUGAAACUCUUGGCCCUGCUAAAAAUUUUCAGGUUGGGCAAAACAGGACUUCUUUUAAUUCUACUUCGGAGGGGAAUCGGACAGGGACAUGGAAAAGCACUAAGGAUUCCGAGACGGUGGCUGGGAUGAAUGCAGAUGGCUUUCGUGGAUGGACUGCUGAUUUAAUCUCAGCUGGCAGGGAUGCUGCUGGGGUUUGUUUUGAUGCUCAACAAGCCAAUUUGCUGCAAGAAGGUAAUGCUGGCUUUCAAGAUGAGACGGAUUUUGGUGGCGGGGUUGCUAAGGAAGGACCGACAGACUAUGUAGCUGAUGACGAGCAGGCUGAUGCUGUUAAUGACAUUGAUGUACCAGCGGCGAGGAUGGGCGGGACUUGGAGAUUUACGGGUUUCUAUGGUAGACCCGAGACACAUCGUCGUAAUGAGUCUUGGCAGUUACUUCGAACUCUUAAUUCCAACUCAUCUUUACCAUGGCUAUGCACUGGAGAUUUUAAUGAGAUUUUGCAAUCGGAUGAGAAAGUAGGUGGAGUAAUUAGGCCUUUUCGGCAAAUGGAGGGAUUUCGCUCAAUAGUGGAAGAAUGUCAAUUUCUUCAUUUACCAGUAGUGGGUCCAUUUUUAACUUGGCAUAAGAAGAUAAAUGGUGAGUGGAUUUUUGAAAGACUAGAUCGCGUUUUGGUCACUAGAGCUUGGUGGGAUCGGUUCCGGCACUCAAUUGAAAAGCAUUUAGUCACUACAGUUUCGGAUCAUCUGCCCCUAUUAAUUUCAAUUAAGGAGCAGCAGGGGAUAUUUACGAAUAGGCAAAGGAAUUUUAAAUUUGAAAAAAUGUGGACUGGCCACAAGGAUUUUGAUCGAGUUGUUCGUGACUCAUGGUUUUCAAAUAGUACAAAUGCCAUUGUUGAUAAAAUAUGGAAUUGCAGUCGGGUGUUAGAUGAUUGGAAUAAACGGAUUUUUGGCAAUAUUAGGUUCAAUUUGGAAUCAAAGAGGAAGGAGUUGGUUGCUUUGUAUAGAGAACAAUCUGAUCCGGAUCGUAUGGAGGAAUGUCAAUUUGAGAUGGAUGGCUUACUUCAUCAGGAGGAAGUCAUGUGGCGUCAACGUUCGAAAGCUCUUUGGUUAAGGGAGGGAGAUCGUAAUACGAAAUAUUUUCAUUCUGUUGCUAAUGCGAGGAGAAAGAAGAAUGUCAUUUUGGGUAUUGAAGAUUUUAAUUGUAUGUGGAGGACAGAGGUGAAAGAUGUCGAGGAAAUUGUGUGUAAUUACUAUCAGGACAUGUUUACUUCAACUACUCCAACGAUGGCAGCAUUGAAUCCGGUUAUAAGCCAUGUUCCCACUCGAGUAGAUGCAGAUAUGCGAUGCUCUCUGGAUGCUCCUUUUACGAGCGAGGAAAUUAAGGAUGCAGUGUUUCAACUGGAAGCGGAUAAAGCCCCGGGACCGGAUGGCUUUCCCCCAUCCUUCUAUCACAAAUGUUGGCAUAUUGUGGGUAAGGAUGUAGUAGCUUUUGCAUUGGAUUUUUUAAAUAAUGGUGGUAAUUUGCCUGAUGUGAAUCAUACGAAUAUUGUCUUGAUAGCCAAGAACAAUAACCCCAAGACUAUGAAAGAUUAUAGGCCAAUAGUUCUUUGUAAUGUAAUUUUCAAGAUUAUAUCCAAAGCUAUUGCCAAUCGUCUAAAGGCUGAUAAUAGUAAUGUUAUUCAUGGUGUAGCUAUUAAUCGUACUGCCCCGCGGAUUUCGCAUCUCUUUUUUACGGAUGACAGUCUUCUGUUUCUUUGGGCCUGUUUGGAGGAUUGUACAGCGGUUUUGGAAAUUCUUGAGAGCUUUGAGAAAGCUUCGGGACAACAAGUGAAUAUUGAUAAGUCCGUCGUUUUGUUUAGCAAAAAUACUCCUGAUACAGUUCGUAUGGCCAUUAUGAGCAAGUUAGGGGUGCAGCGGAUCUUGGAUAGAGACAAGUAUCUUGGGUUGCCUAUAAUGGUAGGGAAAAACAAGAGAAUGGAGUUUCAGUAUAUUAAAGAAAGAUUGUCUAAGCGUGUUGAGGCUUGGCAAAACAAGCUGUUUUCCAUCGCAGGAAAGGCAAUAAUGAUCCAGUCAGUGGCACAAUCUAUACCAGUGUACUUGAUGAGUGUGUUUCGUUUCCCCAGAGGAUUUAUUCAUGAAUUAAAUAUGAUUAUGGCACGAUAUUGGUGGGGUGGGACUAAUGACCAGAGGAAGAUCCAUUGGAGGGCUUGGGAAGAUCUCUGUGUGUCAAAGCUGGAUGGCGGGCUUGGUUUUCAUGAUUUUGAAUCCUUUAACUUAGCCUUAUUAGUAAAGCAAUGCUGGAGAUUACUACAUAAUUCGACUUCUUUGUGUUAUCGUUUAUUAAAGGCGAAAUAUUUUCCAAGAGGGGACUUCUUAACAGCUUCACUUGGGCAUAACCCGUCUUUUAUUUGGAGGAGUUUGCUUGAUGGUCGGAAGGUGGUAAUUGCUGGUUCGAGAUGGCGAAUAGGCAGUGGUGAUGUCGACUUUUGGCAAGGAAAUUGGUUAAUUGGUUCCACUAGUUUGAAUCCAACGCCAAGGGAAGGUCUGAUUCCGAAACCUAUGAGAGUUUCGAGUUUCAUAGAUUUUGAAUCAAGGCAAUGGCAUAUUGAUAAACUUACUGAGAUGGUGGAUGAUGAUGACAUAAGUCGGAUCCUAUGUCUACCUAUUCCAAGACAACCAAGGCCGGUUGUUCUUAUCUGGAAUGCUUCUCCAUUAGGUACCUUUUCGGUGAAAUCAGCUUAUUUUGAAGCUAGGAAACUUCUGAUCAAUUUACAACGGAGGGGCUUGGAUAUUGACAAUUUGUGUGUGGUCUGUGGCUUACAUGAGGAAUCAAGUCAGCAUACUUUUCUUCGAUGUCCGUUAAGUAUUCGAGUUUGGGAUCUUGUUGCCCCGUGGAUGUGUAAUUGUGUCGAAGAUUGGGCGGAGGCGGAGGAUUUUUGGAUCCGGAUUGUGUUCAAAGCUGCUGCGGUGGGACAAUUGGAAUUGGUUCUUAUACAGCUUUGGGCAAUUUGGCAGAAUCGAAAUAACGCCUUGCAUUCUGGCUUUUGUGCUACACCAACUACAGUCUCGUUCUUAGCCUCCAAAAUGCAUUCACAGGCAUCGACAUUGGUACAAAAUGAAUGCCACUUAGCAGAAUUGCGUACCCGAGUUACUCAAUGGAAGCUACCACCAAAUGGUUGUGUGAAAAUUAAUACUGAUGCCUCGUAUUGUUCUAUCACGAAUCAAGCAGGCCUUGGAGUGGUGAUUAGAGAUGAUAAAGGAGAAAUUAUUGUUAGUGCCACAAGAAGGUUAUAUUUUGUGUCUUCUUUAUAUGUGAGGUUCACGCUAUCUUAUUUGGUUUUGAAUUAG